This is a messenger RNA of Capsaspora owczarzaki ATCC 30864, 3586 nucleotides long. RefSeq lists its product as hypothetical. NCBI's taxonomy places the organism in Eukaryota, Filasterea, Ministeriida, Capsasporidae. The coding region runs from base 89 to 3505 and encodes 1138 amino acids. The transcript has a single exon. The record is from RefSeq and is a predicted model, not a curated record. Gene Ontology annotation, molecular function: nucleic acid binding.
GCUGUUGAAUGGUACCAAAUCCUUCACUUUUCCAAUGCACUUUUAGUUAGCUCACUCUAUCUUUUUUUGCUUUUUGACCCAUUUCCGAAUGCCGCGCAACUCGUCUCGUGGCGGCGCACGCGGCCACAGUAGCCACGGCCAGUCGCACCACCGCCCGCAGCCCCAUCGCCAGCAGUCGCCCAAGCAGCCACGCCGAGUCAACCACAAUGACGAUGAUGGCAGUGACGAGGAGCGACUGCUGCCCGCGAGUGCGUUUGGCGCCAACUCUUCCCGCCAAUUCCCCCAGCAGCAGCAGCAGCAACAGCAGCAGCAGCAGGGCCAGCGAGUGAGCGGAUCGCCGCGUCAGCCGCAUCAUCAUCAGCAUCCACAGCAGCAGCAGCAGCAGCAUCGUCAGCAGCACGGUGGCGGUCGCGGAUCGCCGCACUACUCGGCCCCUGCGUCAUCAUCCUCGUCGCCCGGUCCGCCUGGUCCAGUCGUCUACGCGCACCUGUCGCCAGAGCACGCUGCAAUGCGCAGUCUCAACCGCUAUGGCAUCCAGGUCGGGUCGCUGAGUGCGCCUGGACAGCCAUCGCACACUGGCGCCGUGUUUCGUAAUAGCGAUCCAGUGAUGACGUCCUCCUCCUCUUCCUCGUCCGCCUCACUAUGUCGUAAUCCAGCAAGGUCAAGCAAGCAUGGCUCAGCAAGCAAGACAAACAGAAGGCAGCCCGCGCCGGUCGGGCAUUUGUUCAGCUUUGAGUAUGAUCAGGCUUCAGAGACGACUGCUACUGCUCCCAACGGACCCGGCGAGGGAGGACGUCAAGGACCGCGCAAUGCGACUCUGAUGAGCAAGAAUAGCGCAGUCGCAGCGAAACGGCAAGGCACAAAGACCAAAAAAGCCCAAGUCAAGGACGAUGAGGACGACGAGGACGACGAGGACGACCAGGACGACCAGGCGAUUGCCAUGCUCGAGGAUGAAUUCACAUUCGAGGCAGAGCUCAAGCGGGCUCGCGGUGGCGACCUGGAUGAACCCUCUGGCAGCGAAUCCGAAUCCGACAGCGAGGACGACGACGACGAGAGCGAUCUCAGCGACACCAAUGUGGACGCAACCACAAUGCACCCAGACGCGGAUGUCGAUGAGGACGACGUCGACGAAGACGAACUGGCCGCUUUGCAUGCAGCCAUGGCUGGGGAUGGCACAGACUCGUCUGACGAAGAUGACGGUGCGCAUGGCCUUGGCUGGACGCCAGUUACAGCGAGCACCAACAGCCGCUCAGCCAAGAAGCUCAAGGUGGUCAUGUCUCCCCGCGUAUCUGAUGGCUCGCUGCUUUCACCUUCAGCCAUCAUUGAGCCUGUGAUUGAUCGACCAAACAAGCACCAGCGACGAAAGGCUGCUCGGGAGGCUGCGGCCAACGGCACCAGUCCAACGGUGAUUCGCAUGAGCAGCAACACGGCCGGCACUCAGACCCUUGCUGGACCCUUCCAUCGCCUGCAACCGACUGUUCAGCCACCGAUGAGCAAGAGUUCCAGUUGGCAGCAGCAGCAGCAGCAAAGCAGCGACGACAGUAGUGAAAGCAGCGACAGCAGCGACGCAGACUCGGAUGAUGACCUGAACGCCGAUGAACAAGCCGCUCUGCAAGACUACUAUGACAACGUGAACAAUGCUAGCUCCGACUCUGAUGAUGACGACGAUGCCGGCCUUGCGCGACCCGGCCUUGGCCAAACCCAAUCCACAACUCGAAGUGUUGUCCAGCGAUUUGCAGCCGUCAAGCUGCACCCCAACUCUGGAAGGAGCGUGGAAGACGUGUUUCAGUACGCAGACGCGGCCUUGUACGACCGAAAUGCACCCUCCGCUGCACGUCGGCAACAGCAAGCCAUGGCGUCAGUCAUUGCCAGCCUUCCUCCAGGCGUCUCGAUGAACCACCAACGCAUUAGCAAGCAGCAGCGAAAGCAACUGCGGCACGAGGCUCAUCAGUUGCGGAAGCUGCAAAAGAAGCAGCAACUCGAGAUGCAACGGCGACAAUCCCCGUCCCAAGCCCAACAACAACGUGGGCAAAAGCGUCAUUCCGACUCCCGCUCGCCGCGUGCUCCUGUCAGUGUCGAUCAUGUUGAGGCCGGCCGAAAAGCGCGAUGGGUGACUUCCUCGACGACCAUGAUGCAAGACGAUGCGCUUUUGCUCAAGCCUGUCGAUGUUGCCAGCUCGCCUUCUCAACCCUUGCCGCCGAGCGACGUUCCGUCAAGUUCGGGUCGAGAUUCGAUUCCUACAAUUGAACCCAGUGUUGCCGAUGAUGCUCCGCCAGAAAGUCUCUUCUUUAUCGAUACGCAUGGCGACCAAGCGGACGAAUUGUCCGAUUCCAAGCUCAUCACCCCUCAGCUCUUGCUCGACAAGCUGGGGAAGGUUGAGAGUGGCGACGAUGAGAAUGAUGACGAGGACAUUGACGAGGACAUUGACGAGGACGAUGGCGAGGACAUUGACGAGGACGAUGACGAGGACAUUGACGAAGCUGACGACGAUGACGACGACUUGGACGAGAUCGAUGAAGUCGAUGAGGGCGUCGCUGCAGCCCUUCGAGACCUGGACUACUUUGCCGCCAACCCUCGCCAUGCAGCUGCCACUUUUGCCAGUCCCACUUCCAGCCCAUUGGGCGCAAAACCCUCAUCCUUCUCAGAGGAAAAGCGCAACUUUUUGGACAACAUCACCCGUGGCUCUCCGCGUGCGCCUUCUCCACGCGCCCCGCCGUCCCCUGCUGGCUCCAUGAUGAGCAAUGACGAACUCAUGGACGCCUCUUCUCACCGUGAUGCGACCAUCAUUGACGGUGUUCUGAAGCGCUUGGUCGACUUUGUGCUCAACCCGGCCGUCGAGGAGCAACCUCUGGAGCCGAUGAGCAAAAAGUACCGCGCCUUCGUGCACAAGCUGGGGCAAAUGUUUGGCGUGAUUACAGACAGCGCUGGCAACGGUGAUCGUCGCCACCCCGUCCUCAUCAAGACCGCGCACAGUAUGCUGCCCAACCCCGCCAAAGUCAACAAGGUUGUUUCGACAUUCUACAGGUAUUCGCACCUGUUGGAUGACGAGAGUAACGGCGAAGACUAUCGAAGCAUGCUUCGCUACGGUCGCAGCGGACCUCCUCCGUCGCGGGGAGGCGGCGGCUCGUCGCGCGGCGGCAAAGGCAGCUGGAGCGCUCCUGGCAGCAGCUAUGGCAGUCCUCGCAGCAGUCCUGCGCCCCCCGGUCGUGGUGGCCGCGGCGGCCGUGGCGGUCGUGGAGGAUCUGCGUCGCGCGACACGAGCCGGUUUGGAUCACCCACCACCACCGAUCGCGGAAGCUCCCCUGCCGGCAACGGGCGAUCACGCGACGGCGAUGUCGUUGGCGCGGAAGCCGAGCCCAUCCCCGAGUCCAACAUUGGCAGCAAGUUGUUGGCGAAAAUGGGUUGGAAGCCCGGCAACAGUCUCGGCGUUGGCAACGCUGGCAUUGUUCAGCCGAUCGAAGCUGUGGUCAAGACCAAGCGGACUGGACUUGGCAUGGAUGUGUAAAUCAUUACAUGCUCAUUGCAUUGCGUCUCUUUGGAUGGACAAUACAUGCUAUUUGUUGGUGAAAAGAAGACUCGGGUGGGC